Habropoda laboriosa is the source of this 753-nucleotide messenger RNA. RefSeq lists its product as uncharacterized. The record is from RefSeq and is a predicted model, not a curated record. Lineage: Eukaryota; Metazoa; Arthropoda; Insecta; Hymenoptera; Apidae.
AUGCUGCUGAUGUCGAUGUUGAUGUUGCUGCUGUUGCUGCGAGCUAGACGAUGGUACGACGACCGGAGGCGGAAUUUGCCGGACGGAGAGUUAAGACCGGUGCGCGUCGGCUUUCCCCUCGCGAGAAUCGAGCUGUUCGCCGUGCGAGAUCGUGGAAAGAGGCCAAGUAUCGUUUAUCGCAGGCACACGAGCAUCCGCGACGAGCUACGACGGUGGCAGCUACGGCUGCGGCGGCUGGUACGACGGUCAGAUGCUGUCGCGUGCAUGUGUGCAGCUACACUAGAGGGCCCACGUACGCCCGGUCGGCCGCCUACCGGCCACGGGGAACGCGGACGCGUACGCGGACCGUGGAACACGAAGUGGGGGUGUCGUUGGAAGAGCGAAAGAGACGAAAGAACACGUACCGUGGUUGGAAAGGCAGCGAGAGAGACGAGGAGAAUAGAGUGGAUCGGAAAGCAGCGGACGAACGCCUGGACGCUUAUGCUGGUGGGGAAACGAGCAGCGUCGGUGGGGAAUGAAGCUCCAAUCGCAAAGGAACGCGGAUCACGCGCGGCUCCGCCCGGCAAGGAAAGGCGAGUUCUCUGCUCGCGGGCGCGAGCGCGCCUUUUUACCUCGCGUGUACCGGACUACUGCUGCAACGAAACCACGGUUAGAGAGAGAGAAGUGAAAAGCAGUGUGUUCAACGGUAGGAAAGGAAGAUUAGUUAAAGAAGUGUACGGCAACAAGCUUCUCGUGCUAGGUUAUCUCUAUUAA